Molecule: messenger RNA, 1689 nt
Organism: Cyphellophora europaea CBS 101466
Lineage: Eukaryota; Fungi; Ascomycota; Eurotiomycetes; Chaetothyriales; Cyphellophoraceae
Exons: 1
Coding region: 1-1689 (562 amino acids)
Biological process (GO): amino acid transmembrane transport
Cellular component (GO): membrane
Molecular function (GO): amino acid transmembrane transporter activity
Source: RefSeq, a predicted model, not a curated record
AUGUCCCGAGAACCGUCAAACGAAGAGAAAGGGAUUGCUUUUACUGAUGCAGGCGCGUCGGAUUUCCCGGAAACUGGUUACGAUCGCCACGAUGCACCGAUCCACAUCCAGGGCGACAAGCUCGCCCGCAAGUUGUCUGCCCGUCAAGUGCAGAUGAUUGCCAUCGGUGGAACUAUCGGUACUGGCCUCUUCCUCGGCACGGGCAAGUCACUGGCGACCGGCGGGCCGGCUUCGACACUGAUCGCAUACGCCAUUGUCGGUGCGAUCGUCUUUGUGACAAUGCUAUCCUUGGGAGAGAUGGCGGCAUUCGUCCCCAUCGCUGGGUCCUUCUGUACCUACGCUGGCCGCUUCGUAGACGAUUCUUUAGGUUUCGCCUUGACAUGGAACUAUUGGCUGAACGAUGCGGUGUCCACGGCAGCAGACAUCAUUGCAGCGCAACUUUUACUGAAGUUCUGGACCGACAACUUCCCAGGGUGGGCUAUCAGCUUGAUCAUCCUACUGCUGAUCAUAGGCCUGAACCUCCUGAGCGUGAGAGUAUACGGCGAGGUCGAGUACUGGCUCAGCCUUUUGAAGGUCAUCACCAUUGUGAUCUUCAUCAUUCUCGGGAUUGCUGUCAACUGCGGCGCCAAUACCGACCACACAUAUAUCGGCGGGCAUAAUUGGCACAUUGGCGAUGCUCCGUUUGUGGGAGGCAUCGGGGGCUUCGCCUCUGUCUUUGUCACGGCUUCUUUCGCAUACGGUGGCACCGAGUCGAUCGCAAUCACCGCUGGCGAAACCAUGAAUCCCUCCAAGAAUCUACCGAAGGUUGUCCGGAACGUUUUCUGGCGCAUUCUGCUUUUCUACAUCCUCUCGAUCCUUAUCAUUGGCCUGAAUGUGCCAUACAACUAUCCGAAUUUGAGUGACAAGGACACCAAGACGAGUCCGUUCACUAUUGUCUUCACCCAGGCUGGGAGCGACGUUGCCGGCAGCUUCAUCAACGCUGUUAUCAUGACAAGCGUGAUUUCUGCAGGCAACCACGCCUUAUUCGCCGGGACUAGGCUCAUGUACACCCUCGCCGUGGACGGCUACGCACCGAAGUUCCUCGGCACUCUAAACCGCCAGCGGAUCCCGUGGGUAGCAGUUCUGGUCACGAGCUCGAUCUCUGGGCUAUGUUUUGGGGCAAGCUACAUCGGUGCCGGACAGCUGUGGACAUGGCUUCAGAACAUCGUAGGGGUUUCGAACCAGCUGUCGUGGAUCUGCAUCGGGUUGGCAUCUUUGCGCUUCCGAGCGGCUGUGAAAGCUCAAGGCAUGGAGCAUCUGUUACCUUUCAAGAACUGGACCUAUCCUGUUGGUCCUAUUCUGGCAGUUGGACUUAACAGUGUUCUCGUUUUGGUUCAGGGGUGGUCCUGCUUCAGUCCGACCUUUAGUGGUGUCGAUUUCGUGUCCUAUUACAUCGAGAUCGCCAUCAUGGUGGUGUUGUUGGUGUUCUGGAAGGUUUUCAAGCGGACGAAAUUUGUUCAUCUGCAUGAGAUGGACCUGAUCACGGAUCGGUACGAUCUCAAUCCUGAUUACAAGGACGGGCGCGGCUCCAGUGGUGGGAAUGGUGAGGUGGUCACGGGUCCUGGCAGGUGGUUCUUUGCCUUGAAAGAAGGGCAGGAAGCGACAUGGACUGGAAAGGUGAAGAAGGUGGCAUUAUGGCUGUUUUUCUAA